Aspergillus eucalypticola CBS 122712 is the source of this 664-nucleotide messenger RNA. RefSeq lists its product as uncharacterized. NCBI's taxonomy places the organism in Eukaryota, Fungi, Ascomycota, Eurotiomycetes, Eurotiales, Aspergillaceae. The coding region runs from base 1 to 552 and encodes 183 amino acids. The transcript has 2 exons. The record is from RefSeq and is a predicted model, not a curated record.
AUGGCGUCUAAAGAUGCUUUCUUUCAUUCCCCCCGCUCUGAUAUUGAUACAUGCCAUCAACCUGCACACAAAACUUCAAUAGAAGCAGCUAGGCCAACAACCUCACACAUCUCUAAAGCCCCUGCAUCUUCUUCUUCCCAGGAGACCGCCCCAGCGCUUGCAUCGACCCGAGCAGCAUUCAGCGCUGAGAGAACAUCUGCUCCGAUUUGGGGCGCAUCUGCUGCCACGGCUAUCUGUGCACGACCCUUUGGAACAGGUGUGAAAGCGAGAACAGUCCACAUUGGACUUACAACCUGCGACACAGAACCCCUGAUUGCAAAUUUGGCCAAGGUUGCAUUGAGAAUUGUCGUUGCAGAGAGGGGCGGCUAUUCUUUCCGGAGUGGAGUUGCUGAUAGCUUUGACAUCGGCAUUGUAGUCGUCACGAACGUCACGACGCAGAGUAGUAAUCAGGCGGCCGUUUCUAUCUUCACAGUAGGGUGCGGUAACUUCGCGUCUGAUAUUUUGGGGGAGAGCAGUGGAAGCGACUACGCCGGCCAAAAUGAAAAUCGAUAGUAUCGAAAAAAUCAGCGCUGAAAGCUUAGGCAUGGUGAUAGUUGAUAGUACAGUAGGCUGGGGACACAUGAUGUUAGAUCAUAUACCCAGACUGCGAAUUAAUUCUGUCGCC